Messenger RNA from Malassezia pachydermatis, 576 nucleotides. RefSeq names its product 40s ribosomal protein s7. Gene Ontology annotation, biological process: translation; ribosomal small subunit biogenesis; rRNA processing. Gene Ontology annotation, cellular component: 90S preribosome; small-subunit processome; ribosome. Lineage: Eukaryota; Fungi; Basidiomycota; Malasseziomycetes; Malasseziales; Malasseziaceae. Bases 1 to 576 code for a protein of 191 amino acids. Gene Ontology annotation, molecular function: structural constituent of ribosome. The transcript has 2 exons. The record is from RefSeq and is a predicted model, not a curated record.
AUGGCGACUGUGAACCACAAGAUCUUCCGCACGGCGAACGCGCCCACCGGUGCUCCCAGCGACGCUGAGAAGACUAUCUGCCAGGCCCUUAUUGACCUUGAGACCCACAUUCCGGAGCUCAAGAUGGAGCUGCGCCCGCUCCAGGUGAGCGCCGUGAAGGAGGUCGAGGUCAAGGGUGGUAAGCUCGCCUACGUCGUCUUCGUGCCGAUGCCCCAGCUCAAGGCUUUCCACAAGGUUCAGCAGCGCCUCACCCGUGAGCUCGAGAAGAAGUUCUCGGACCACCACGUUGUGUUCAUUGGCCAGCGCCGCAUCCUGCCGAAGCCCGGCAGCCACAGCCGUGCUAAGCAGCCGCGUCCCCGCAGCCGCACCCUCACCGAGGUCCACAACGCUAUCCUCGAAGACCUUGUGUUCCCCACCGAGAUCACUGCCAAGCGCACUCGCGUGGCCGCUGACGGCAGCAAGCUGGUCCGCUGCGCCCUCGACUCGAAGGACGCUACCAGCCUGGAGUACAAGCUGGAGACCUUCUCGAGCGUCUACCGCAAGCUCACGGGCAAGGACGUGGCCUUCACCAUCUAA